Messenger RNA from Clonostachys rhizophaga, 1305 nucleotides. NCBI's taxonomy places the organism in Eukaryota, Fungi, Ascomycota, Sordariomycetes, Hypocreales, Bionectriaceae. The record is from the annotation of a GenBank genome assembly.
AUGAGAGUUCCAGCCCUGAUUGGAAGUGCCAUGACCCUGGCUUUUCUUCAAUCACCCAACUCGGCCAACGCCGAGGAAGAGCCAAUCCUAUCUCUCAGUACGGAUAGUGCAUUCCAUUUUGAGGUUCUAGUCUCUCUUGGCGAAGCCCUUUAUGGAGGCUCCGACCUCGCGCCUGUUUUGGGCGCUGCUAAGAACAUCACCCCCGGCGACUUUGACAGCUUUUCCCAAGCCUUCCAGAAGCUGGCAUACAAAACCAAAGACCAGGCUCUGGAUGAAGAAGCAAACUAUGACCCUAUCAAUGUUCGAGAGACUUGGUUCUCCGCUGCAACAUAUUUCCGCCGCGCUGAUUUCUACCUCCAUAGCAACUGGACCAAUCCCCUUAUCAACACUCUCUGGGAUGAGCAGACAGAGGCCUUCGACAAGGGGCUGGGCUCUCUUCCUGUCCCCGGGAAACGCCUUCAGAUCCCAGCCGAUAACUUCACGGUCGAGGCAAUCUGGUACGAGCCUAUCUCUCACCGGUAUACCAAUCAAACUAGCAAGCGUCCCACACUGAUCCUCGGAAACGGGUACGAUGGCGCCCAGGAAGACCUCUACCAUACUGUUGUUGUCCCGGCCCUAGCUCGAGGCUGGAACUGCUUGACAUACGAGGGUCCAGGCCACCCAACUGUCCGCCGCAAGCAGAAUCUUGGAUUCAUCCCCGAUUGGGAGCGUGUUGUCACCCCACUGGUUGACUACCUGCUCAAAGACAGAUACAGUGUCGUGGAUAAGGAUAAGUUGGCCCUCUUUGGAUUUUCCUUCGGUGGUUAUCUCGCUGCCCGAGCUGCUGCAUUUGAGCCUCGCAUCUCCGCGGUAGUAUUGGACGGCGGCGUGUGGGACUGUUACGAAGCCUUCUCACCCAACCUGUCCCCGGAGCUCAAAGAACUCUUUGAUUCGGGUAACAAAGAAGCCUUCGACGAAGCGGGGAGAGUACUACUUGACAACCCUCUUGUUCCCUCUCAGGCACGCUGGGGUUUGGCCCAGGGCAUGUGGGCGUUCAACACGCAGUCGCCCUAUGAUUUCAUGCAGUGGACGAAGAAGUACGCCGUCAAGGAUUUCAUCACACAGAUCAAGGUCCCCGUUUUUGUUGUCGACGCAGAGAGCGAGGGGUUCUUCUCUGGUCAGCCGCAGAAGGUCAAGGAUGCUCUUGGUGAUUUGGCGACGUUGCACACCUUUACGGGAGCUGAAGGCUACCAUUGUCAGGCGGGAGCUUUCUCUUCCUUGAACCGAGUCAUGUUUGGGUGGUUGAAUAAGGUGCUUUCUAAGUAA